CUUUGUUAGCUGGUGAACAUCAGAGAGAGCGGACCAGACCAGACUCCCACCCCCCCCCCCUCUAUCAAUGCACUGAACAAGAAAAUGAUCAUCUGUACGAAGAAAAUGGACUACCCCAUAGGAAACCAGUGCCAGCGAGUCCAGAACCAGGUGGUGAAGAUGAGCUCAGAGAAGGAGCGGUCCCAGCUGCUGUGUGUGAAGGCCCUGGCCAGCAGGGGGCGCCUGGACUCAAUCACACAACAGAUGGGCUACCACCCGCAGUACCUGGAGAGCUUCCUGCGCACACAGCACUACAUCUUGCACAUGGACGGCCCCCUGCCUCUGCACUACCGCCACUACAUUGCCAUCAUGGCUGCUGCCCGGCACCACUGUCGCUACCUGGUGUCUCUUCACUCCGCCCACUUCCUGCGGGUGGGCGGGGACCCCUUGUGGCUGCAGGGCCUGGACUCCGCCCCCCCGCGGCUGCGCAGCCUGGACCAGCUCAACAAGGUGCUGGCGCACCGGCCCUGGCUCACCGCGCGGCAGCACAUCGAGGCGCUGCUGAAGAUCGCCGAGCAGUGCUGGUCCCUGGCGGAGCUGGUGCAGGCCGUGGUCCUGCUGGCGCACUGCCACGCGCUGGCCAGCUUCGUCUUCGGGGCGGGCCUGGAGCAGGACACCCCCGAGCCCCCCGGCCUGGCCAGCUACUGCUUCUGCGACGCGGCCAACGGCAACGCGGCCGCCCCCCCCGAGGGGCUGCGCUCCGCCCGCCGCAGGUCGCUGGACUCCAGCUGCGAGGGGGGCUGUCUGCAGGAGCGAAUCCAGUGGGUCCAGGAGGAGAAGGAGAGACGCGGCGAGAGGCGGAUUAAUGCACAGCCCCUCCUGUACACAGAGCUGGAGGAAGAGGAGGAGGCGCCGUGCUGCGCAGACCCUUCACGCUUUGUCUCGGACCCCGAGUUUGGAUAUCAGGAUUUCGACCGCAGAGAGGAGGACCACUUCCAGGUGUUCAGGGUGCAGGACUAUUCCUGGGAGGAUCACGGUUUCUCGCUGGUGAACCGGCUGUACUCGGACAUCGGCCACCUGCUGGACGACCGCUUCCGCACUGUCACCAGCCUGCCCAACAGCGUGCUGUCCGGCGGCCAGGGGUCGGAGGUCAAGAGAGCCAUCUGGAACUACAUCCACUGGAUGUUCGGAAUCAGGUACGACGACUAUGACUACGGGGAGGUGAAUCACCUGCUGGAGAGGAAUCUGAAGCUCUACAUCAAGACUGUGACGUGCUACCCUGACAAAACCAAAAGCCAGCUCUUCCCCCGGCCCUGGAAACCACUGAAACCAGCAGAGAAGGUCCAUGUGAACUUGCUGAUAAUGGAGGCCAGGUUGCAGGCGGAGCUCCUGUACGCCUUGAGAGCCAUCACCCAGUACAUGAUCGCCUAGGCUGGGAGAGGGUGCGCGCGUGUCUGUGUGUGCGUGAGUGCGUGCGUGCGUGCGUGUGUGUGAGAGAUGAUGGGGAGGGGGGGGGCACGUUGGAGAGAGCGAGAGAAAAACGCACCUUCCCCUCCCUCUCCCCCAACCCACUCCCAACCCCCCCCCAGGGGAAGAGAUGGGAAGUGCACUUGAAGGAGAGCGAGAGUGGGAGCAGAGCAUGAUGGGACUGCGCGAGAGUGCGAGGGCGCAGAGGGAGAGUGUGAGUGUGAAAACAGUGGAGGAGGAGGAAGAGUGAGGCAUUCAGCAAUACAGAACUGUUAGAACAGUACCUUGAUGGGAGACCGCGUUCUUUAGUCCUGGACAGGGAGCCUGUUCAAGUCUAGUUUGACGGGACUCUUUGCAUUGCUUCCUUGUUUGUUUUUUCUCUUGCUGUUAUUUUGUUUUGCCACAGCUGUGAUGCUGUGACAGGUAAUGUGCAAUUAUUAUUAUAAUUAUUAUUGUUAUUAUAAAUCUCUAGACUGUGAUGGAAGCUGAAGUGGGGCUCAGAGAAUUGUGCACCGGACACCGUGUGACAGAGUGGGGUUAGUUUUGCUGUUCUGUUUUUUCUUUUCCACUUUUUACGGUUGCGUUGUUGCGGCGCGCCACCUGUGCGGUACAGUGACUGAUCACUGCUCGUAUCACCGGGAUCUAAAUGGUUGUUUUUUUAACUUGGGAGAUUUCACGCAGCAUUUCAAACUGAAGAAAUUCAGAGAUUGUUCUUUCCCCAAAUUGUUCUUUUUGUCUCGGCACCAUCCCCUCCCCCCACCAAAAAAAACAAACAACAAACAGAAUGGUCCAUCUGAAUGGCCAUGAGACAGACACAAGUGGAAAGGUCAAAGGUCAGGGCUUUAGGUUUUAGCAACAUGCAGAAGGAAGACCUACUCGAACAAAAACACUAAAUAGAACACUUUUACAUAAGCUAUUAAGCUCCUUAUGAUGUUAGAAAGCUAAAACUUUUGUUUUUGCAAAUGAGAAGCCCUGACAGUAAAACAUAAAAGUAUUUAAGCAGUUUGCUUUUCUCCCAACAUCCUAUAUAAAUUUCUAAAUGCAUCCUAGCACAAAACCCACACCUACCCAACUAUGACAUGCGCCAUUCUCUGGUGCUCUUCACAUCUACUGUUUUAAACAAAAUCAACUGACCUGUAACACUUCACUACCACCCAAAGAAUCUUUUUUAAAAAAAAAAAAGGAAAAGUGGAUGAAAGAUUUCCUGUUUGUGAAAUUUAAUUUUAAGUGAAGAAAAAAUAUUUUGUUUUGAGUAGCUCAUAUAAACCUCAAAACAUUUGCAGCUGCUGAAGGCAGCUCGAAUGAAGGACCGUCUCUCUGGACAAACGGGGAACUCCCUGAUACUGACAUGCUCAUUGGCUGUUGGUUGGACAACUGUGGGCAAGCUGUUGGCAAAGCAGAUCUUUAGACAGAACCAGGAAGGGCUGAGGGAGAGGUGCCGUCUGGAGCACUACAAGGCAAUAACAGCCAUUAUGAGCCUCUUGCCAUGAGACCUACUCAUUCAGCCUGAGUGCUUCCAGGCUGCUGUGACAGUGCAGGUGAAACAAUCAUCUCCCAUUCUGUCUCGGUGUGAUCAGACAUACUGGUCUUGGCAGGAAUGCUACAGACCUUGACAGGAGUGAUGUGACUCCCAUGGUUUACUUACAGAUAACCCCGGUGCGUUUAAAAAAAAAAAAAAAAAAAGCGUUAUGGUACGACUUGGUAUUACAUCUCUGGUCCCCACCAAGAAAAAAAAACAACAACUUUUGUUUAUCGUUAUUUUUGUUUUAUUUUGUUUUUGAGUUCGCUGCUAAACUCCACCCACUGUAUUGUUACCCUGAAUAUUUCAGAGGCAGUAGGUUUGGAAGGCCCAUUGCGGGCGCCUUUGUUGAAAAAGAAUUUGCAUCUCUUAUCUCAAACAAAACAAAAGAAGAAAAACAAAUGCACAUGUCUUUGGUCUGAAUGAUCCGUGAAUCCUUGGGAUUUUGACUGUCUGUGCUCCCCCCCCAUGCGUUAAGCACAGGUGCCUUUGUUUCGGGGUGGCCUGGAGCUCUGCCCCUAUCCGAAGCCAACUGUACUGUACGCCCGCUGCCAACGUUGUGCUGCUGGCUGUGGGGGCACAGGGAGCACCAAAUGAGGCCAGCCCACAUGCUCUCUCAGCUGUUCUCUCCACACUCUCAAGCCCAGCAGCCACAGCUUUACAGGCGGACUGAACUAAAGAGCUGCCAUUCAGCUCCAUUCCUCGGCCCUCUUCGUCUGGAGGUCAGAGCUGUGGUUUCGGCCUUGGACUGGAAUCUCCAGCAGUGAGGACGCUGGCCAGGGACUGUAGUUUGUUUGCCAGUGGAAUCAAAGAGACAUUUCUGCCAGUCUGCUCCAGCAGCUGUUACUCCUGCCCAAGUGCACCCAAUCACCGUUGAGGACUCCUAAAACAAGCUGUUCACACUCCGGGCCCUGUUCCGGGAGGUCAGGGCAGAACGGAUGGGGGCACUUGAUACCAUCACUGGAUUAUUUUCAUUGGCCACCGAGACUGCUUAGUGACAUCACAAUGGCACAAUCCAAUCCCCCUUCCCCUACCGCGAAAGACUGGAGGGGAAAAAAAAACUGGAGGGCCACGCCCCCCUCCCCCACCUAUCAGAUGGUGAGCUUCAGCCAUCACUCACAUGGCUCCGCCCCCCCAUCUUCAGCAGAGCAGCGGCACAGUGCAGACCCCGAGGGUGACUGAGGGUGCAUGGCUACAGCCUACUUGUUCAAUAUUUACCGCGUAAAUGUAUGGACAUAAAAACUGAAACAAAAAAAAUUGUUUUUGGAAACAAGAAAGAGACUUAUUUUUUCUAUAAAGAUAAAUAUGUUUGACAUGUUCGA
This is a messenger RNA of Lepisosteus oculatus (spotted gar), 4287 nucleotides long. RefSeq names its product sestrin 4 (gene sesn4). Gene Ontology annotation, molecular function: L-leucine binding; oxidoreductase activity, acting on peroxide as acceptor. Lineage: Eukaryota; Metazoa; Chordata; Actinopteri; Semionotiformes; Lepisosteidae. Gene Ontology annotation, biological process: positive regulation of macroautophagy; negative regulation of TORC1 signaling; regulation of response to reactive oxygen species. The record is from RefSeq and is a predicted model, not a curated record. Gene Ontology annotation, cellular component: nucleus.